UUCCGGUCAGGCUGUCAGACAAGAGGGGACAUUUGACAAAUUAAUAAAUAUAUAAUUUCAGUGUUUUCAGUGAACGACCAAUAUACAAUAUAUCAAUUUAAGUAUGCAUCAAGAUUAAAAAUAAAAAAAUAAACAAUCAAAGAGUUCGUACAACAGCGGGUCGUCGUGAAGAAAGAAGAACUAUGAGUGCGUUCACGUGAAAGAAAAAUAACCACACUGGUUAAUAAGCAGUUGUUUUAUGCCAGUCACUGUAAAUCUAUUCGUAGUUUUGUUUCGAUUAUAGCAGUUUAUUGCUUAUAAUUUCACACACUACUUACGAACCGCGAUUUUGUUGGAGCCUCAGAAUGGAACGUAACUUAGAGAAAACUAUGGAUAACGUGACGAAUGUCGAAGGAGUCAUAGGAUGCAUUUUGGCCGAUCGUCAAGGCCUCUGCUUAGGAGCUAAGGGGAGUGCAUCUGGGCAAAGCGCUGGGUUGAUAGCAGCCAUUGCUGAUGAGGUAGCAAAAUUAGAGCCUGAAUCAAACGCACCCAUUAUUGCUUUAGAAAGUGACAAUCGGCAAUGCAUAAUCCAGCGUCAGGGGCCUAUAGUUGGUGCUAUCUACAAAGCUAUAUCACCCUGAAAUCUGAAAUCGACGUUGAGACUUAACAAUGGUUUUUGUACAUGAAUUAAAAUUGAUUCUUUAUGUUUAACAAUAUCUACUUGAAAUACGGCUCAAUGAUGAGUGUCCGUUCUACGUUUGCUGUAAUACUAUAUUUUGUUCAGAUUAAAGAUUAUAUUCUUUGUUUAUUAUAGACAAAAUCUUAUCUUCUAAAAUUCCAUCAAUCAUCACUUGCACAGUUCCAUGACUAUAUACACUCGUAAAAUCAUGUCCAAAAUGAGAGUAAUGAAAUACAUAAUCCAAUUUAGUUGGGUGCAUUUCAAGUCAAGAUUUGAUCAUUCCUAACAUUUCUUCUUCUCAAUUGUACAAGGUGAUACUAGUUUAGUUAUUCUUUUGAAUUUAAGUCUGACCUUGGAAUUUUUUUUAUUUCUAACAUUAGACUUGAUUCUCUGAAAAUGGAACUAUUUUCUUCAAGCUUAACUCGAGUUUUGUUUUUCACCAGAAAACCUGAUUAAGCCAGGUGCGUAUCAAAUUUGCUUUGUCACUUGUUUCUUUGCUUUAGGCUCUCACACUAAAACUCUGCAAGUAUACGCGUUUUCACACUGCCACGAGAGAAUAACCUUCUAUUAAAAUUGUUUUGUUGUCUGAAUUACAAUUAUUAAUAAAUAAUAAGAAAUUCUUAAGAGUAUAAUUGCACACUUUUAAGCGUCCGAUUUUUGUGAAAUUAAGUUGGAGAUAAAAGUGAGAAAAAAAAUUCAAAUGGCUUCGAAUGUAAAAUACUAUGUCCGGAAAUAACGUCACAUUAAUGAACCAAGUCAUGAGGACAGUUGUCAUUUUUACUAUUAACAUAUUGUCUUGUGUAACUAUAUUAUAAAUAAUCUUUAUACAGUCAUAUUACAAACAAUAAAUAAGGACUCAUUGGUCAA
Neodiprion virginianus is the source of this 1525-nucleotide messenger RNA. RefSeq names its product ragulator complex protein LAMTOR5 homolog (gene Lamtor5). The record is from RefSeq and is a predicted model, not a curated record. Bases 345 to 620 code for a protein of 91 amino acids. Gene Ontology annotation, cellular component: lysosome; cytoplasm; Ragulator complex. Gene Ontology annotation, biological process: cellular response to amino acid stimulus; positive regulation of TORC1 signaling. Gene Ontology annotation, molecular function: guanyl-nucleotide exchange factor activity. The transcript is spliced from 4 exons. Lineage: Eukaryota; Metazoa; Arthropoda; Insecta; Hymenoptera; Diprionidae.